Laccaria bicolor S238N-H82 is the source of this 1437-nucleotide messenger RNA. RefSeq lists its product as uncharacterized. The record is from RefSeq and is a predicted model, not a curated record. The transcript has 11 exons. Bases 1 to 1437 code for a protein of 478 amino acids. NCBI's taxonomy places the organism in Eukaryota, Fungi, Basidiomycota, Agaricomycetes, Agaricales, Hydnangiaceae.
AUGGAGCAAGAGGCAAGGAAGGAUUGGAAUUAUAAGAAGGAUGUCGAACCAAUAUUGAAACGCGGGAACGGGGUUUUUAUAGGUCAGAGUGAUGGCGCCAAGAUCUCGACGAUUUCAACGUUCGGGAAACUCCUUGACCGUUGGAUGGUGAAUGAAGAGUCACAUGGGCCCGAUGGGGCGAGGAGGGAAGAGUACGCUGUUGAGUUUAACAAGCAAGAGAAGCUGGUGACGUGCUGGAUUGCGUCUGAAUUGGGGAAGGUCUGCUGGAAGGCUCCAAUAGUCCCAUUCCACUGUAAUGGAGACUUACGCCUCGAUGGCAAAUGGGUGUCAGGCAAAAUUCGCGGUCCCCUUUGCAGUGCCACGUCUGUGAUGGAGCACCGAAGUUGCUUCACGUCUCCCACAACUGAGCGGCCUUACAUGUUCUCGUCUCUUGAAGUUACAGGUCUGGCAGAUCCUACGUACGACGAUGCAUACCUUUCAGCCGAUGGAGAUAUUGGGGAAAUUCGCUUGCAGAUCAAUAGAGUGGUACCCCUGCAGUUAAAGGCUCUUCAGAAGUCGAUGACACCGUCACUGGACCAAAAGGUUCAUGAACGCUCAAAGAAGGCAGUGGUGCAUAGGAUCGGGUUUGGGGAGGAGAAAGUCGUAUCUAAUUCAACCAGCUCGUGGAAAAUAGAACGAGUAGAGAGGCUUGCCAAUUUUGUGUUCAAAUACAGGAAUAUCGAUAUGCUUCAAGCAAACGGUAUUGCUCCGCCGUCUCCGGAGCCCCAACCUCAAAUGCCUGAACCUGCAAGGGUGGGAGUGAAGCGCAAGUCUCUUUCGAUAAAGGAGGAGGAUCGUCAAGAUGAUGCGGAGGAUGGUGACGAGGACGCUGAUGACGAGGAGAAGGCCUUAUUGGCCAAGCUCGCUGAGGUUCGCGCAAGGCGCGGUCAAGGGAACCCAAACCAUCCACGGAAGAAAGGGUUAUCGACCUCACAUGACUAUGAGGUUGGAAGUGAGCAUUGGCUUUGUACCACUCUCCGAUUUAUUCAUUGUUCGUCGACUAUAUUAAUUGGUGGUCUGUGCACCGUUCUCUCAGAGGUAUACGUAGCAUCGCUAAGCGCUUCAGGAACCCAAUUUGCCGACAACAAUUGGCAACAGUUCAUGAUAUUGUUCUUGGAGCCGAUUCUCUCUUCGAUCGUUGAGGGAAAUCACAGUAGGCUGAACCAGCCCUCUGUCUCUGUCUUCUCAUUUUGUAUUGUAGAUUGUCAUCCAAGACCAGUCGCAGCACCUCCAAGAUGGUUUCAGAUCCUGUUCCUUAACUUGAAGAAUGUUGCUGGCCGAUGCUUGUCGGUGCUCCUGGACUUGAUGACACCUCUGCAACGGAAUCAGAAGUUUGAAGCCCAUUGCUCAUGUGGGGUCAAUGGCUUUGAAGCUGUCGCAACGAGCCUUAACUCAUAG